AUGGCGRACAGAAAGUGAAUUAUUUUUUCCAUACAUUUAAAGGAACAAAAUGGACGAAAAUUAGGCUGAUUUUAAUGCUUUACCAUCAAAGUUGUAAAACUCUUUAGUAGUUUACUAUGGGGUCAUUGAAUGAGGUCUGGUUGGCUAAAAUCAAGGAAUUUCGAGGGACGAAACUAGUAGGAAAUCAACAAAUCGAUGACAAUUUCAUGUUAGAUAUCCUUGAGGAACUGUGCCAUGAAAAUAUUUCUGAGUAUGUUAAACUACAGCUGUUGUUUGCUUUGCAAGAAAAGGUUUCAAGCUUUUCCUCAGAUAUAACAAGCAUUGAAUGUGCUGUUGGGUCUUUAAARGAYAUGUUUCUACAUCCAUCAGGCCACCCGUCACAAUUCUAUCUUAGUCAAAUAUUAGUAACAGGAACAUGUCUGGUCAUYUCUUCUGAUCUCCUUAUCAAAAGCCAUGAAGUCUUUGUAGCAUUUGUGGGAGUACUGACAGACAUCAUUGAGAAGGUGAAAAGCUCCAGUAACCUUCUUGUUAGAAAAGCUGCAUGUGAAUGUGUUUGGGAAAUAGAGUUUAAUUACCCUGGCAUAUUUCAGGCAAAGCUAGGCACACUGUACAAAUAUUGUGAUGCAGAAUCCAGUCCUAUCUUCCAAAGUUAUAUGGUUUUGUUUGUUACAGUCUUGCGCCAUACAAUUGAGCAACUGGCAUCAAAUUCUUUCAUAGAAUUGGAGACUGACUAUUUGGACAAACUCUUAACAGAUUAUACAGAGCCCCUGAAGCCUUUGGUUUUUGCAUCGRACGUCACAGCUGACUCUUUUCAGUUGUCUCUUCGAUCUCCACCCUGUGGUGUCCCUUUAUUGURUCUUCCYGAAAAAGUGMACACCAAAGAGUUGAAAAGAGCAAUAUCUUUUACAAUGGAAAACCUUGGACUCCUGAAUACCACUGCACUGUUUUAUUCCAUGUUAGAGCUAAUGCAUUGUAUUAAGCAUUCAGAGCUUUCUCCAAAUACUUUCAUGUCUCAGUUUAUUCAGUGGAUCUCAUCUUCAGAUAUCUCUAUUUUUCACAUGCUUCUGUUCUUAAGGCUCAAGUUCUCAGUUGAUAUGUUCCAAGAAUGUGAUGAUAUCCUGUUAUUACAGAGGUUGUUUAUCUUAGCUGGUCAGCCAACAUUACCAAAUGACUAUCGCCUCCUUUGCUUUAAAUGGUUGAUUCACUUUCCAGAGGAGUUGUGUAAGACAGGCCGUGCACCAAAUCAACCAACAGCAUCGUCAUUCUUUAUGGAAGAUGUUCAUCAAUACUUAUAUCCGUCAGGUUUUGAUAGUUUAGAUGUCGUCCAGGAAAAGUUAAAGCUWCUUUGUCUAUUUUUCCACACCAAUGACAACCAAGAUUCGGAUUGCACUGUUGUGUUAAUGAAUUGUCUAUCGUUGAUCAAUAAACAAGUUCUUCUUGGUGUUGGUGGCAACAGAAUAUGUGCAUUGUUUAGGACAUUGUUUUGGUAUUACACAUAUUUCCAUGACACUUUACUUGUCAGAGACAUUUACAGGUGAUUCAGUAAAGUAUUCAUAUCAUGCACAAAAUGA
Molecule: messenger RNA, 1571 nt
Organism: Exaiptasia diaphana
Lineage: Eukaryota; Metazoa; Cnidaria; Anthozoa; Actiniaria; Aiptasiidae
Product: AP-5 complex subunit beta-1
Exons: 19
Coding region: 117-1538 (473 amino acids)
Biological process (GO): endosomal transport
Cellular component (GO): AP-type membrane coat adaptor complex; lysosomal membrane
Source: RefSeq, a predicted model, not a curated record